CGCUUCUUCCCGGUUCUUUUCUCUCUCUUCUCGUUGUCUCUCUGGUUCGAAAUUUCUACUUCUCUCUGGUGGAAUCUAGCCCGUAGAAGAACAGCAGCAUUAGGCACGCCACGUUCAGCCAUCUCAGUUAUCUGUCCGUCGUUUCAGCUGCCAGGUUCCGCGUGAAUCGAGCACCCUCCGCGUGUCAAGUUGUCGAUCGGACGAAAAACCCGUCGGAGUGGGCGUUCUCCAUCUCCAUUUUGGCCACUGCCUACAGCCAAGCUUUGAAAGUUUGCUCUCACUUUGUUUCCCUCUUCUGAUUGGGAAGACUGUUACCUGGUUCCUAAUCCGCAAAAAUGUCAAGUGGGCUUGGACUCGAGUCUCUUGUUGAUCACACAAUUUCAGUUAUUACAAAUGAUGGGCGCAAUAUUGUGGGAAUCCUGAAAGGUUUUGACCAAGCUACAAAUAUAAUCCUUGAUGAAUCUCAUGAACGUGUUUUCUCCACCAAGGAAGGAGUGCAGCAACUUGUGUUGGGUUUGUACAUUAUAAGAGGCGACAACAUAAGCGUUAUAGGGGAAUUGAAUGAGGAGCUGGAUGCAAGUUUGGAUCUCUCGAAACUGAGAGCUCAUCCCCUGAAGCCUGUUGUCCAUUGAUGACUGGCCCGCUCCAUUUGUGAGUUGCAUUGCUAAACUUUCUCUGUUGGAAAGUCUUCGCACAAUUUUAAAUUUAAAAUGCUUCUUGCAGUAUAUGAGAUAUCGACAAAGAGCCAACGGUAUAUGGAUUAAUUAGUGUUUUAGGCUUAUGUUUUUAGUUUAAAUGUUGGUCGGUGGUUCGUUCAAAGCAGUCUGUUUGUGUGAGCUUGACAAAAUGAGGUAGCUCGAGGAAAAUACAUAUUGAACAAGUAACUAUAAUCUGGAGUUGGGAACGCUGGUUGUUUUUGUAUGGAUGGGAAAUAUUACUGCUCUGUCAUUUACAGCAUGAAUGUGGCUAUAUAUGUAUGCGUUGUAAAUGCAUGUGUUUGUAGUGUAUGCAUAUGUUGUAUGUUGUUUGUCACAGCGAAGUUAUAUUAUUUGGUCAUUUACAA
Carica papaya (papaya) is the source of this 1063-nucleotide messenger RNA. RefSeq names its product Small nuclear ribonucleoprotein family protein (gene LSM8). Gene Ontology annotation, biological process: mRNA splicing, via spliceosome. Gene Ontology annotation, molecular function: mRNA binding. The record is from RefSeq and is a predicted model, not a curated record. Gene Ontology annotation, cellular component: U6 snRNP; precatalytic spliceosome; U4/U6 x U5 tri-snRNP complex. NCBI's taxonomy places the organism in Eukaryota, Viridiplantae, Streptophyta, Magnoliopsida, Brassicales, Caricaceae.